Messenger RNA from Oncorhynchus tshawytscha (Chinook salmon), 1704 nucleotides. RefSeq names its product sialoadhesin-like. Bases 19 to 1704 code for a protein of 561 amino acids. The transcript has 10 exons. NCBI's taxonomy places the organism in Eukaryota, Metazoa, Chordata, Actinopteri, Salmoniformes, Salmonidae. The record is from RefSeq and is a predicted model, not a curated record.
AGGGUGAGAGAUGCAACAAUGGCCUUGAGAACAGCAGGAAGUGUGUUGGUGGUCUUUCUCUGGUCUGUAGCAGUGGUGCUGGGUCAGGAUGGCUGGAGUGUAACUUACACCAAGAAUAGAAUCUGUGUCUUGAAGGGGUCUUCAGUGGAGCUGUCCUGCUCUUACACAUAUCCCAGUGGUCAUACAGUCACAACAGCCUUCUGGUUCACUGAAUUGGGGACUGGUGUAGAACCUGACAGUCUAGGUCAGGACCCAGAGUAUUCAGGUCGUCUGGAGUAUCAUGGAGACAAGAAUGGUCAACGCCUGAAAAUAACAGACCUGGGAGAGAGUGACUCUGCUGAGUACAAGUUCAGAUUUAUGACAAAUCAGGAAGGAGGGAAAUAUAUGGGCAGUCCUGGAGUCACUCUGUCUGUCACAGGUCUUCAGGUGAAGGUGACUGGUGGACAUCAGGAUAAGACACUGACCUGUAGCACCACCUGUACUCUGACUGACAACCCCACCUACAUCUGGUACAAGAACGGACAAAAAGUAAAGGAGGACACUUCCAGCCUGUACCCAGACUCCUUUAGUGAUGCAGACAGCUACUCCUGUGCUGUAAAAGGCCAUGAGGAUCUCCACUCUCUUGCAGUGUGUAAGAACUGUUGGAUUGUGACUUACACCCAUCAGAGUAUCUGUGCCUUGAAGGGGUCAACAGUGGACAUAUCCUGCUCUUACACAUAUCCCAUUGAUCAUGAGAUCAAAACUACUUUCUGGUUUACUAAAUGGGAGUCUGAUAUGGAUCCUGAAGAUCUGAGCUCAGUGCCAGGAUAUGAGGGUCAUAUGGAGUACCUUGGGGAUAAGAAGAGUGAGGGUACCCUGAGAAUCACAGACCUGAGAUUGAGUGACUCUGCUGGGUACAGAUUCAGAUUGAUAACAUCUGGAGAAAAGUUUGCUGGCUCACCUGUCUCCCUGACUGUCACAGAUGUUGUGUUGGAGAUGGUUCCUACAUCUGUGUCAGAGAGUGAGAGUGUCACACUGACAUGUAGAACCAAAUGUACGCUGGACCCAAUCGCAGCAUUUAUUUGGUAUAAGAAUGGACAACCUAUACCAAACAGCAACACCUACUCUCUUGUCUAUAGCCUAUUCUCAGUCAGCAGUGAGGAUAGAGGCAGAUACUCCUGUGCUGUAGAAGGCCAUGAGGAUCUCCCCUCUGCUGAAGAGACUCUCACGGUCAGAUCACCAGAUGGUCCAUGGAACACCUCAGUAUCAGUCAGUCCCUCUGGUGAAAUAGUGGAGGGCAGUUCAGUGACUCUGACCUGCAGCAGUGAUGCCAACCCACCUGUGGACAAAUACACCUGGUACAAGAAGAAUAUAGCCUCACCAAAAGCAUCAGGACAGAGUUACAGCAUCACUGACAUCAUCUCUGAGGACAGAGGAGAAUACUACUGUGAAGCUAGAAACAUUAAAGGGACAGAGACUUCCAUCCCUGUCCAUAUUAAUGUCAUGUCAGUGUUUCCCUGGGUUCCUGUAAUGGGGGUGGGGGCUGUCCUGACUGCUGGAGCUCUGCUCCUCACCAUCUACUGCACUCUGAAGAGGAGAUCCACAGGAGGAAGUGAUGCCACAACAGACACACAGAGUGUCCACCAUGACCCUAACAGUGACACGUACACAGGUCUGAACGUGAAGACCAGUUCAACUGACUACGACACUCUGGCAAGAAAAUGA